Messenger RNA from Haliotis rubra (blacklip abalone), 2298 nucleotides. RefSeq lists its product as uncharacterized. The transcript is spliced from 4 exons. The record is from RefSeq and is a predicted model, not a curated record. Lineage: Eukaryota; Metazoa; Mollusca; Gastropoda; Lepetellida; Haliotidae. Bases 587 to 982 code for a protein of 131 amino acids.
CGGUGUUAACGUCAGGCAGUAACAAAGUCCAAUCAGGUAAUCCCCACUGAGUAAACACUUCACUAUUGUACAGUAGAGGGCGGAAUACGAACACAGUACCUGUUUGAAAACUAGUCGCUUUAUUGAACAGUUUGAUGAAACGCCAUCAUUUGGAAGCAUCGAUAGAUUCAUCAGCGGAUGUUUGAGACGGGCGUUCUUCGUGACGCAACGCGCCGGCUGGACAUUGCUGGGCGGCCAAUAAGCUGUCUGUGAGUGGGAAGUGUGGGCUGGCCUAGUCUUAAAGGAAGGCACUCCAGCUUCCGAGAGUUGUGCUAAGCCUAUGCUGUGUUAUGGACUUGCUCGCCCGCUCUUAACACUGCAUCAAUACUAUCGCACAGACCGGGGGCGGCCGUGUUAAACAACCCAGCUUGGGUGCCUUGCUCAGUGACGGAACGAUAAGGCUUGAACGAACCUUGUAAGAGCUGGGCUGGCACAAUUUAUGAAAUAAAGUCGGAAAAAAAUUAAAGACGUAUUAGGCAGUUCUGUGAUAGCGAACAAGGAGUUUAAGUGAAAAGACAGUAAAGAUCAAAGAAACUUGAUUACAGGUAUGGAUUCCCAACAUUCGUGGUGCAUCUCCUUCACAGCAUUGAUCUACCUGGCGCUCCUUCUUCAACCUGCAACAGGGAAAUGCGUUGGAAAAUGGGCGAUACAUUCAUGUUUUGGAGGCAAUGGAAAGAGGUCGGACCCAAACAUCGCCCAGACAAUAGACACCCAGAAACAGAGCAACUUGUUAAGGCAGCUUCUUUUACGUGAACGGUUUUCCCCCUCCGUUGGAUUAGAUAUGAACGAAGAACAGAAUGGAGAUGACUUAGACAGUUUUCAGGAUGACAUUCCACAGAGACCCUCCGCGGAGAGACAGAGCGAUAUUGAUAGACUUAACAUCAUGUUAAGGACUUUGAUGCUUCAAAGAAAGCUGCGUCUGGCCGCUGAGGGUCUUGCCUAGGGCCCGAAUCUCGCCAACCAACAGCACAGCGUCACGAAAUCUCGGUCCGUUUCAAAAGCAAGUGCACUUUUUGAAAGAAAACGAUGAUGCCUAUGAACAGCUGAAGUCGGAACGAAUUUGAAAAUCAAUACUCCUUUUCAUUUUAACUCCUCACCACUAACGACCUGAGAAGCCGAAUCUUACAAACUUUAAAAGUCAGAUUUGAACAAUACCCGUGACUGAUUUUCUAACUCGACCAGCAUGAGAACUUUCAGAAAGGUUCAUCAAGGGAAAUUAGAAUGUGCGUUUGAUUUGAUCAUCAAUUAUUACAAUAUCAGAGCCUCUAACAUGGCUACACGUGUUCUAGCUGGUAUUCCAAUGAGCGAUCAAAGGAUUCUCCGAGGAAGCGCCAUUGACAAGACAGGAUAAAGAUGGCUAAUGACGGAUAUGGGGACACAAUUACAACACGAGGCGGGGGCCACCUAUUUGAUGUUGCAACAUUUAUCAUGUCAUUUACCUUCAGAUUUAUGAACUAUUUUGAGUUCGUUUCUUGACGUUAUUACAUCCAGAGGUGAACAUUUUCAACAAAACGGAACUGGCAUACAGAAAGAACAACGUUUCCAGAAGGAUCCAUUUGAUUCGAAAACCUGUUCUCAAUAUAACUCUAAUCAACUUUUUAUUCUGGAAUCACAAGGAAGGAGAAAGUUAUUACAAUAUGGUUUCUCUUUCCUAGUUUGAUCAUUGAAAUACUUGAUUACUAAAAAGAAAGUAAUCGAAAUAUUAACAUAAUGAUGCUCUAUGUUGAGACAAGUUAUGCUGAUUAUAUUCCACAUACAACUGCGAUCACUACCCAGAUGUAUGCACAAAAAAUACUAGAUAUUUUGACGAAUUCAAAAGUUUUGAACAGGAAAAUACCCUAAGAAUUUGCUGACACAAAUGCAUGGGUACAGAAAGAAGCUUAUAUACUGAACGAAAUUAUUUUUUUUAAAACUCUCUGCAUUGCAUUUUUAUGUGAAAUGUCCAUUCUGUUUGCAAAACUUUUAAAUCUGAAGUUUGAUGUUCGGUAACGUCUUUCUUUUGCCUCUGUUUCAAAUGCUGUGAUUGUUCUGUAUUCUUGAUCAACGGGUAUUCAAGUGACGAUGUCCAGAGGAAGUGGUUAUUUUAUAUAUCAGUAUACCCACACCGUUCUUUGUUUAAAGGCUCAAAUGAUGUGAUAUAGAUUUAACUGUCACUUGAAUGGCCGUUUAUAUAUGUCCUUUUGGUGGAUCUUGUAUGGAUAACGUUGAAAGAUGAAAUAAACAGUUCAUCUAUGAGACGGAUCGAGCCAUGUGACGUCA